UGUUGUGAGUCGGACAUCAUCAAGAGUUGGCGAAACUUUGUUUCUUUGGCUCAUCUAUAUUUGAGGCUUGAGGUGUUUUGAGACGUGUGUCUUACUGAGUUUCGAAAUCUCUUGGACUGGUGUUGCUGAGGGAAUCCCUUGUCAACAUGGCCAUGCAAGCAGCGAGACGGACGAAUGUGAGGCUACCGCCAGAAGUCAAUCGGAUCCUCUACGUCCGCAACCUGCCAUAUAAGAUCACAACGGAAGAGUUGUACGACAUCUUUGGCAAGUAUGGUGCCAUUCGUCAGAUCCGCAUUGGCACCGGUGCGGAAACGAAGGGCACAGCGUUUGUCAUCUACGAGGACAUCUUCGACGCUAAGAACGCCUGCGAGCAUCUGUCUGGCUUCAACGUUUGCAACCGCUACCUGGUAGUGCUGUACUACCAGCCAACCAAGAUGAACAAGGCUCAGGACCGGGAGAAGAAGAAGCAACAGCUGGACGACGUCAAGAAGAAGUAUGGCGUGGAGACGCCCGACCGCAAGUGAGCCGUAGCUCACUUGCUCCCCCCGGAGGUAGCUCUCCAUUCUCCCCUGUACAUAGCGCCAUGUACAUAUAUACCCCCCCCCCCCUCCCAUGCACGCGCAUGCACGCUUGCAUACCACGCGCACACAUUGCAUGCACACAGAACAUGUAUAUAAUUUUGAUCCUCUUUUGUACAUACAUGUACAUUGAUGGUAUUGGACUUUCGGCAUGAUUGCUCCAGUAAGCUCAUGUAUUGCUACUGCUUUGCUCAGCAUGGCUGAAUAACCAGCAGACAUAUCUGCUCAUGGAACGCUCAUGAUAUAAUUAUAUGCAUUGAUAGAACUUGCUGGUUUUGUGUUGUCUUGACCAACUUUUUGCAUGCUUGAUGCCUCAUGUACAUGUUAAUAAUAUUUUGACGUAUUA
Molecule: messenger RNA, 924 nt
Organism: Sycon ciliatum
Lineage: Eukaryota; Metazoa; Porifera; Calcarea; Leucosolenida; Sycettidae
Product: splicing factor 3B subunit 6-like
Exons: 4
Coding region: 147-524 (125 amino acids)
Cellular component (GO): nucleus; cytoplasm
Molecular function (GO): mRNA binding
Source: RefSeq, a predicted model, not a curated record